Messenger RNA from Menidia menidia (Atlantic silverside), 708 nucleotides. The record is from the annotation of a GenBank genome assembly. Lineage: Eukaryota; Metazoa; Chordata; Actinopteri; Atheriniformes; Atherinopsidae.
GUGUGAAUGAGUGACGUGGUGCCUCUCACAGCUCUCAGUGAAGUCCAGCUCCGCUUCCUUUGCCACGAUGACAUAGAGAAUGUCAAGCAGCUCUGUGCUGAUUGGUUCCCAAUCGAGUACCCAGACUCAUGGUAUCAAGACAUCACCUCCAACAAGAAGUUCUUCUCACUCGCUGCCACCUUCAGAGGGGGUAUCGUAGGAAUGAUUGUGGCCGAAAUCAAAGGCCGGACCAAAGUACACAAAGAGGAUGGAGACAUCCUGGCCUCCAGCUUCCCUGUGGACACACAGGUAGCCUACAUCCUUAGCCUGGGAGUGGUCAAAGAGUUCAGGAAACAUGGAAUAGGCUCCCUACUGCUGGACAGUCUGAAGGAGCACAUCUCGACGACCGCCCAGGACCACUGUAAGGCCAUCUACCUGCACGUCCUCACCACCAACAACACUGCCAUCCACUUCUAUGAGAACAGGGACUUCAGGCAGCACCACUACCUGCCCUACUACUACUCCAUAAGAGGGGUCCUCAAAGAUGGGUUCACAUAUGUUCUCUACAUCAAUGGAGCAUAUCGGCUCGACCCUGGCCAGCUUGAGACCCUGCUCCAUCCCCCAGAGGCUGUACCGCCAGGCCCAGUCCUUGCUGCGCUCCUUCCUCCCGUGGUCCAACAUCGCCUCCAAGACGGGCAUACAGUACAGCAGAACCAUGUGACGCAGCAU